CAAUUACAUAAACAUGAACACAUUUUCGGUUCUGGUAUUUUAAUGGAUGGUCUUUAUCGCUUUAAUCUUGAUAGAAAGUUUUCAGAAUCCUUGUUUAAUGUUGAAAAUAUUAUGGGCGUUAAACGUAGUGCACCUAACAAUGAAAGUUCGGCUUUAUUGUGGCAUCAAAGAUUAGGUCAUAUAUCCAAAGAAAGGUUAAUAAGAUUGGUGAAGAAUGAAAUUUUACCAUCUUUGGAUUUUAGUGACUUAGGAGUAUGUAUAGACUGCAUCAAAGGAAAGCAGACAAAACAUACUGUAAAGAAAGCGGCCACAAGAAGCACUCAGCUUUUAGAAUUAAUUCACACUGAUAUUUGUGGUCCUUUUGAUAUUUCCACGUGGGGUGGAGAAAGGUACUUUAUUACUUUUAUCGAUGAUUACUCACGUUAUGGUUAUACUUAUCUUCUGCAUGAUAAAUCUCAAUCUGUGAACAUACUUGAAGUGUUCAUCAAUGAGGUUGAGAGGCAGUUAGAGAAAAAGGUUAAAGUUGUGAGAUCUGAUAGAGGUGGAGAGUAUUAUGGAAAAUAUAAUGAGACUGGACAGUGUCCAGGUCCAUUUGCGAAAUUCCUCGAAAGUAAGGGUAUUUGUGCACAAUACACAAUGCCCGGUACACCGCAACAAAAUGGUGUAGCAGAAAGGCGGAAUCGUACAUUAAUGAAUAUGGUUAGGAGCAUGAUAAGUAAUAGCUCUUUACCUCUCUCAUUGUGGAUGUAUGCAUUAAAAACAUCAACUUAUCUGCUUAAUCGUGUUCCUAGCAAAGCAAUCCCUAAAACACCUUAUGAACUGUGGACAGGAAGGAAACCGAGUUUAAGGCACCUGCAUGUUUGGGGUUGCCAAGCAGAAAUAAGAAUAUACAAUCCACAUGAAAAGAAGCUUGAUCCUAGGACAAUCAGUGGAUUUUUCAUUGGUUAUCCAGAAAAGUCUAAAGGAUUUAUAUUUUAUUGUCCUAACCAUAGUACGAGAAUUAUGGAGACUGGCAAUGCAAGGUUCAUUGAAAAUGGUCAAAUCAGUGGGAGUGAUGAAUCACGAAAAGUCGAGCUUCUUCUGAGGGUUCACCACGUAAAUUUAGUGAGCCUCGUCGGGUAUUGUGAUGAAGGAGAUCACUUGGCACUCAUCUACGAGUACAUGGCUAAUGGAAACUUGAAAGAGCAUAUGUCAGGAAAACGUGAAAGCUCUGUUUCGAACUGGCCAACCAGACUAAGAAUAGCCUCCGAGGCCGCAUUAGGACUGGAAUACUUGCAUAUCGGAUGCAAGCCACCAAUCAUUCAUAGAGACGUGAAAAGCGCGAAUAUAUUGCUGGAAGAUAACUUCCAGGCCAAACUUGCUGAUUUUGGGCUUUCAAGAUCUUUUCCGGUCGGAAAUGAAUCUCAUGUUUCGACUGAUGUCGUUGGCACUUUAGGAUAUCUUGAUCCUGAAUAUUUCCAAGCGAAUUGGUUAACAGAGAAGAGCGAUGUUUAUAGUUUUGGGGUUGUGUUAUUGGAAAUCAUUACAAACCGGCACGUGAUUAAGCAGGGCCAUGAGCUGCCCUAUAUAGUUGACUGGGUGAGGUUAUUGCUUACAAAAGGAGAUAUCGAGCGCAUCGUGGAUCAAAGCUUGCGUGGAGAUUAUGAAUCUGGUUCUGCAUGGAGAGCUCUUGAACUGGCAAUGUCCUGCGUCAAUCCGUCUUCGGCAGGAAGACCGAACAUGUCUCAGGUCGUCCACGAACUGAAAGAGUCUCUUACGUUGUCUGAAAACAUGGGAAACAGAGGGAGUACCGUCGAACAGAGCAUCAACCUUGACUCGGAAAUGACUCCCACGGCUCGAUAGUUUGUUCCCGGGACAAAUCCCACUUGUGGCGAUUCGUUUGCUCCGCAGAGAUAUCGGGUUUACAGAUGGUGUGAUUGUUUCACGACAUUAGUGGAUCAACUUGUUUGUCAGUGAAUGCGGAACAGAGCGUUACACAUACCAUAUAGUUCGUGAUACAAAUGGGCGGACCCAUUUACCAAAUAAUGGGGUCACAUGCCCCCACUCUCAAAUU
Molecule: messenger RNA, 2053 nt
Organism: Tarenaya hassleriana
Lineage: Eukaryota; Viridiplantae; Streptophyta; Magnoliopsida; Brassicales; Cleomaceae
Product: probable receptor-like protein kinase At5g47070
Exons: 6
Coding region: 43-1842 (599 amino acids)
Biological process (GO): DNA integration; protein phosphorylation
Molecular function (GO): protein kinase activity; nucleic acid binding; ATP binding
Source: RefSeq, a predicted model, not a curated record